AUGCAAAACGAUAAUGGAUCUUACGGCAGUGCUAGUGACUUACUGGACAGCCAUGUACUGGGCAACGACAAGCUUGGGGGCGUACCAGCGAUGGAGAGAUCCAGGUCUAGUCUGGAUGCUAAUAGUGUCGAUAUAGGGGAAAUAACGGAAUCUCCUGAUACAGAAUAUAUGAGCACAUCUGCAAUUUUACAUUAUUGCAAGUCAAAGAUAUUAGUCCCAUAUUUAAAACUUUUAACAAUAAUGGGCUUAAGGCCUGUAGUUGAUGCUUCAAAUUCAUCGAAAUAUACGAUUUGUUUUUCGCAUUUUCAUUCAGCUCAAGUAGCAGUAUUCAUGUUUUUAGGGUAUAUAUUACAAUAUAUGGCCUGUUUCAGGAGAGACAGAGGUUUUUGUUACAAAUUAGUGCCGCUUGCCCUCACAUCAUCGUUAGAGUAUGAUGCUUAUAAACAAAUAUGUUAUGGAAAUGUUACUUUCACAUAUAUAGGACCUAGUAUUCUCCAUUUUACAGGUUUUUUAUAUGCUCUUUAUUUAUUUCGAAUAUCAGACAAUGAACAAUUACAAAAUCUUAUGGAAAGGGUAUUUCUUUUAUCUUCCUACGCCCCGCAAAGCAUGCCUACUGCUAACCCAAAACGUCUUCUGCGUAUGUUGUGGUUCUUCAUCAUACUCAGUGUCUUCUGGAUGUGUGUGUCGUUAUGUUCAGUCAACUUGAUGUUGGCUAGGGGGACCAUUAUGUUCAGAUGGAUGGAAACAAGCUCCAAUGAAGUGAGACUUACAUUGAAAAUACUUCUUAUUAUUUGCACGCUGAUUCACGACAUGGUGCAGGCGACCGUCAUAACCAGCUACUGUUUACAAGCGCAGUUGUUACAAGCUCAUCUUAUGUUUCUCAAGGAACGACUCCUUAAUAGAACAAUUACUCCUUUAAAUUGGAUGAGGGAAAUAGCGGAAUUUCGAAAGUUGCUCAAAUAUUUGAAUGACGAUCUAGCGCCUGCUGUAUGCCUGUUUACUAUUGUCAAUAUAUCGUGGGCGGCGUCGGGCCUUAUGUGGUUGUUUGAUCUGGACAAGGUGGACACCGAGACGGAGCCUAUUCCUGGUAUCAGCAUUCUAAACCAAUUACUUUGGUUAUCGGUGGUUAUGGUACCAUUUGUGCAGGCAGCGAGGUUAUCAAAAGAGUGCCGAAACACGCAGUCUGUAGGUCACGAGUUGUGUGUCCGACCCUUUUUGCACCAGGAUACCUCACAGGAGGACAUCAGCACAGUACUCAUGUACGCCGCGACACUGAAGCUUCGUGCCAAAUUAUUCCAUUUCCCCAUCGCUGGCAAAUACGUAUGUCUCCUUCUAACAAUAGCUGUUAUUGUUCUUUUCUCAUUAAGCAUGUGUCACUAUUUACAAUAA
Molecule: messenger RNA, 1389 nt
Organism: Parnassius apollo (apollo)
Lineage: Eukaryota; Metazoa; Arthropoda; Insecta; Lepidoptera; Papilionidae
Source: the annotation of a GenBank genome assembly